AUGAGCCAACAAGACACGUGCAAAGUGUUGUAUGAUUUUAAAGCAGAUGGAGAGAAUGAAUUGAGCGUUUCUAAGGGAGAAAUAGUAAGACUGAUCAGCAUCCAUGGAGAAUGGAUGAUGGUCGAAAAGAUGACAAAACCAUUUCAAAAGGGAUACGUUCCAACAUUGUACAUUAGCGUAAGGAAUUCGGGCUCCAAUUCCGAAUCAAGGACAGCCUCAUCUCGGAAAUCUUCAAAAAGUAAUGUAUCGUCCUCCACGACAGGAAAAAAGGACAAUCAACACAACUCGUCAUCUGUAAUUUCAAACACUGAAAAGCAAUUGGUUACAUCCGAUCGGCAAUCGACCCCAACACAAGCCUCUAGCGAGGUUGUCGCUUCAACUGCAAAUGCUAAAGAAAAGGAGGACCUUAUUAAGAUCAAUGAGCAACAACUGCCAGUAGCCAAUUCUACUGUAGCAACGGAUAAUACAACCACCAACACAACACAACAAAACAUUACCCUGCCAUCAACAACUGCAACAUUUGAUUCUUCCUCCGCUCAAGCGACAACAAACGACCCUAAACCAGUAGUUUCAGAACCAACCUCAAAAAGAAGCGUUGCAACUCCAUCCCACGUUAAAUCUGUUAAACCUACCAAGAACAUGUCUUAUGCUACAAAAAUUGGAAAUGAAUUCGAAGAGUCCAUGUCUGUACUGCAUGCGUACGAGGCAAAUGAAAAAGUUUUCAAACAAACACUACAACAAAGGGAGGAAGCUUUCAAAAGAAUUGAGCAAAAACUGGAUAAGAUAUGCCAGGAUGUCAACGAAUUUCAACAACGAAAUGACCUAUUAAUUGAAAGGAUUAAAAAUCUGGAUAAUAGGAUCGAAAAUGACAGAUUGAGAUUGAUUGAUGGUAUAUCUGCAGAACCAAUAGAUUCUGAAAUAAUGAACGACGCUAAAGCAAUCACCAAAACUCCAAAUUUUAUAGAAAGAAAAAGAAGGACCUUGGCUGCAAAUAUUCAAACUCCUUUAAACUAA
Naegleria lovaniensis is the source of this 1014-nucleotide messenger RNA. RefSeq lists its product as uncharacterized. Gene Ontology annotation, molecular function: protein binding. Lineage: Eukaryota; Heterolobosea; Eutetramitea; Acrasida; Naegleriidae. The coding region runs from base 1 to 1014 and encodes 337 amino acids. The record is from RefSeq and is a predicted model, not a curated record. The transcript has a single exon.